Messenger RNA from Dibothriocephalus latus, 645 nucleotides. Lineage: Eukaryota; Metazoa; Platyhelminthes; Cestoda; Diphyllobothriidea; Diphyllobothriidae. The record is from the annotation of a GenBank genome assembly.
AUGGCUGACCUAAAUUACGCGAAUGUUGAGGGCCUAUCACUAGGUGAGACAGUGACUUGUCCCGAUUCCGCCACGAUUUUCAUGUCGGACGACGCCGGAUGGAACGGGUUCACCCUACGGGACAAGCGCAGUGCUCUAAUGCCCAAACAGGUGCAGGUGGGUGCUCACCUUAUAGGAUUUCCAAAACCUGAACUGCAUCUUUCUACUGACAAAGUUAUACUCAGUGAAGAGUUCCGUUGCUAUGGUAUCGGAUUCAAUUCUCGUCACUACCGAUAUAAAGUGCGGAACAUGAAGAAUUAUACCUACGGCAAGUUCUGCCCCGCUUCCAACCAAAGGGACGGAAUUAUGAAGUUCGAUCCCAUAUGUCAACCUGGAGUGCAACAAAUUGAGUGUUCCAUCUACGGUGAUGCACAGUACGGCAUACCUGAGACAUCACAAGUUCUAGAGAUUAAUCUGAUUGGUAAGUUUCAGUGGGUGUGGCAUAUCUGGGUGUUACUCCUAUACUCAAAUCCAAUUUUAAACGCUAACUUGCUAUCUACGGCCCAGCCCGCUUAUGCUACUAGUGUUCACAAAUCAGGCUUGAUUUUGAGGCGAAACUUAAGCGUGUCAGUGGCAGUCUAUCUACAGCCAUCAGCACAAAAUUGA